AAACAAGACUUUGUCUGGGCAGGGGAGGGGGAGGUCACGUGGUGGACACUGCGGCCCCUCACGAGAGAGAGAGAAGAUUGGAGGAGACCAUCGUGGAGCGACGACCCGCACGUUUGGUGCUCCAGCGGAAUUUCAGUUUUCGUCAGCUGCGGUCCAAGGGAGAGCACUGGCAAAGUGUGGGGUGGAGGGGGCUGGGUCACCUGCCAGGCGGCCUCUCCACGGCCAGAAAUUCAAUAGUCGGGCGAAUUGAGUGAAAAGCGUGUAUCCCCUUCCCCUGCCCCCACCGACCAUCGCCCCCCUGUGUGGAACAUUCUGUGACUGUGGCUGCAAUGUACCAGAGAUUUGCUGCCCACGCGAGGCAUGGAGACCAGCGACUAGCUGAGUGGGGGUUAGUUGGAGUGGGGGAGGCAGUCCGGGGGUCAGGGCGGCCUUUGUUGCUGGCUGGGUGUUGUGAGGCCGAUGGCGGGGCUGUCACCAGAAAGUAGCGGUUGUGGUGUCGGCAGCGGAGCGCGCGGGCAAGUUGCUGGCGGUGCGUGUUGGUGGUGUGUGUCUGUGGCGCCAUUGUCGGAAUUAUCGCCAGCCACCCUCCCACCUUCCUCUCCCAGCCUCCACAGGGCGUGGAGGUGACUUCGUGACCCGACGGAUGCCAGGAGAAUACCCAGUCCCUCUGACCACCAUCCCCCUCCCCCCCCAUACACCCCGCACCCUGCAGACGACUUGGGGAGGAUGGAGAGCGGAAGCUGCUUGUGCCAUGUGUGUGGGGGGAGGGGGAGGAGGACAGACGAGGCGUGGAGUGUCGCUCAGAUGGCGAUGAUGCGCGACCUGCACACACGAGACCCUAACGCUGUUUGUGGCAAGUAACCGUCCUUCAGUCGCCACCCCCGGGUACAUGUGUGGCGGGGCCAUGUUCUCCGCGUACCGCCGCCUGUCCCAGCUCGACACCAGCAUCAAACUGGACAUCCUGGUGCCAGCGGAAAGAGCAGCAGCUGUCCGCAGCUUGCCAGUGAGGACCCAGCUGUCCGCAGCUUGCCAGUGAGGACCCAGCUGUCCGCAGCUUGCCAGUGAGGACCCAGCUGUCCGCAGCUUGCCAGUGAGGACCCAGCUGCCCGCAGCAUCACUGAGGACCCAGCUGUCAGAACUUCAAAGGACACCAUCAGCUGAUAAUGAGGCUUUCACCUACUCCUGUCGGGAGACCUGAGAAGACGCUGACUAGACGUGGACCUGCUAGUAACCCGCCAUCUUGUGAACGCACUGCCAGGGGCCUGAACUCACUGCGGUUCCCUGGAGGACUCGCAGGCGGCUGGCAUCUGACCUCAAAGAAAACUUGUGGCAGGAGGCCGGCAGACUCUAUUGGUAGACUCGGUAACAAACGCCAGCUUCACGCUUCUGUCCAGUCGACAUCGUCAAUGGCUGUGAAGUGUACCCCGGGUGGGGCUAGUCUUUCCCCAGCGACACCAGAGUCGGUCACGGACGUCACUGGACAGACGGCGCGCAAAGCCAUCUACAAGUCGACCACCCUGGAGAGACCAAAGUCUUACCUUUAACAACGACAACCACUGGCUCCUGCUCCUCCACGUCUGCUGCCACAUCAACUGUCCUCCCACUGUCAAAUGUCAAAUAUGUGUGUGUGUGUGACAGAUGACUUGGUUCCCGCUGUUUGACACACACACACACACACGCACACAGAUAUGAGACGAGACAGAAGUUCUUUGCUACAUCCAGGAGGACAACGCCGAUGACUGAAGGCGUUAGCGAUGACAGUGAACGUUUGUCGGAAGGAAACAAGUUUUGCUGACACUCGUGUCAUCGCGAGAGCUGGGCUGUCACACAAGUCACAUCAUGUGUGUCAGAGCUUCACUCACUCGUGUGUCACACCAUUCACAUAAUGUAGUAUGCAAGGACGGUUGCUGUGCUGCCAUCAGAAGUUUCACAUCCUGUGACUGACAUGACAUGCCAUGACACCACACUGCCACAUUUGAUUGCGAUGUCUGGAGUGAGGCAGGGCUUCUCAUCCGGUCUCUCGGACGAAAGCUGACCGCCUCCUUCCCAUCUUCCCCUCCUCCUACCUCCCUGUGUCGACAGCACGACCUGCGAUCUGUAACCCUCUAUUGACGCAUGCGCAGUGACACACAGAAAGGGAAAGGCGUGGCAUUCUUUGAAGUAUGGCACUUAGAGUGUGACAUUUGAGUGAAGUAUGACACUUAGAUAGUGACACCAGAGUGAAGUAUGACACUGACACUGCAGUGAAGUAUAACACUGACACUGGGGUGAAGUAUGACACUGGAGUGAGGUCUGCCACUGACACUGGAGUGAAGUAUGACACUGCAGUGAGGUCUGCCACUGACACUGGAGUGAGGUAUGACACUGACACUGCAGUGAAGUAUGCCACUGACACUGGAGUGAAGUAUGACACUGACACUGCAGUGAAGUAUGCCACUGACACUGGAGUAAAGUUUUGCAGACACCCAGCAAGUAGUGGGGAGGGGAGGCAGCCCCCCUGCCCUACCCCCACAGCAUGGCUGCAGCCAGUGCCACACACGGCCCACAGGGGGCGCUACUUGCCUGGAGUGGGCCGACAAUGGAGGAACAAUUAUGCCAAAUUGUCGACCGCUGCUCCGCUGCAAAAACUUGCAGAAGUGUGUGUGGAGCUCACAGACUACAGACUACAGACCACGCCAGUCGCCGAACGUCACGCUCUGGGUGACGUCUGCUUCGCACACCAGCUCCUGUAGCCACCGACACCCACAGUCCGCAGCCCUCGCGUCUGUGACGCUCACGACUACCGCCGUCUACAGUCUACACCAAAGGACUACGGGACUAGUCUGUGACAGCUUGUCUACAGUCUACAGUCUACACCAGAGGACUACGGGACUAGCCUGUGACAGCUUGUCUACAGUCUACAGUCUACACCACCAGACAACUACGGGGCUACCCUGUUACACAUUGUCUACACCAGAGGACUACGGGACUAGCCUGUUACAGCUUGUCUACAGUCUACAGUCUACACCACCAGAGGACUACAGGACUAGCCUGCUACAGCUUGUCUACACCAGAGGACUACGGGACUAGCCUGUUACAGCUUGUCUACACCACCGCGGACCAUGUGACUAUACCUGUUACUCACAGCUGGGAAUUCAAGGAGGUUGUGCGUUGCUUCAUCAUCUAACAUGACGACACAUGUAACCUAUGACCUUUGAACUUUGUCAGUCGCCCGCUUGGUGGACCGUAGCGGACCAACUGUCAGGUGUGGCGGAAGUGGACUCAGCACCAGGUGUCCCACAGGUGGGUUCAGACGGCAUGUUGAAUACACGACACGACGACAACAUCAAGAUUAUUGUUUGUUAGUCAAGGAACUCACUGUGCUGAUAUUUGUUUGUCUGUCUGUCGCCCUGUGCCUCCUUCUCUCUAUCUCUUGAGUCACUGAACACUUCGCAACGGAUGUGCUGACUCAGUGUCCAGGGGUCAGGGGUCAGCUGCCUUGGACUGAAGCUCAAGACCCAGAGACAUGAAGAUGGAGACUUUGGUAAGCUGGGAUAGUUUGUGGUGAGAUCACGUGAUACGUGGCGCGAGGAAAGAAGUGAGGGUCGCCUGGCUCUCACAGGUCCUCACAGCGUGUGUGUCUGUGUGUUUGUGUGUUUGUGUGUGUGUGUGUGUGUGUUUGUGUUUGUGUGUUUAUGUGUUUGUGUGUUUGUGUGUCUGUGUGUGUGUCGCGCUGUCUGUUCACACCCAGCCACCUCAGUGCCCAAGUCUGGGAAUCACUCAACAGCCGUCCACACCCCGGGUGGGAGGUGCAGCAGUUCCCCAGGAGUUUUCUGUGACUGAAAUGUCGGGAGUAAGCUGUGAGUGGCUGUGAACUGUUCCUGCGGCCCGAUUAUAGUGUGAACACUGCCUGUGAACAGUGGACGUGGUUUCUGUGACAGCUCCCUGUGAACGAGGGAAAGCUGUUAGACACGAGGUAGCUGCUUCCACAACUGACGGCAGCAGACGUUUUUGUGCCUCAAGACCACGUGAUCCAGUGUACACACGUGACGUCACUCUGUUGCACACAUCUCCAUGACUACAGCAUAUUUGGAGGAUGGUACCCCCCUCUCUCUCUCUCUGUGGAUUUUAAGGCUAACCCGACAAUGAGUGUAAGACAGAAGGAGAUGAGUGUUCAUAGAGCGAGCCCUGAGGCUGCAGCUCGCCGCCAGACCCUAUAGACGGUCCUCAAGCACCGGCCAGUCAUCGAGGGCGCACCGUGUGGCGAUUUCCACGGAGACCUGCGUGCAUUCGUCAAGUAGCCUCGUGCGUCACUUGUGACCUGUCAACGUCACCAUCCCACAGGAGGAGUCGGCCUUGACCUCUCGCUGCCCCGCCAUUGUUUUCCUCGCCACGAGCGGUGGUCGGUUGGUUUUGUACCCACCGCCCUGAUGGCGGCUGUACACGCGCACCCUUUGUGUCAAGCGGAAGUGGCAAGAUGGACAAGACUGGCGAACUCUUUGCCAUGGCUACAGCAGGCGCCGUGCGCAGUAGGUCAUUGCGCACAUUGCUGACACGGCAGGUAGAACUGCGCAGGUAGUUCUAGAGGUCAACCUGGACAAGUCACGUGUCGACCUUUAGUUGUGGAAAACGCUGAACUUGCCGACAACAGUUUGUUGCUGAAAAUGACGAGGACCCAAAACAUUCCGCCAGGUGGCGUACAACCUCGUGACGUCAGCUGUUGGCGCGCUGUGUCUCCGGAUGCAACGUGAUGACGAGUGAAGACGUACUGAUCACGUGACACCCGAGUAGACUUACGUCUCUGUUGUCGCGAGUGGAGAUGGUGUUGUCUCCUCUUUGCUUCCAGCGCCGGAUGUGACGGAGGUCGUUAGCCAGGGAGAUAAAUGACCUGUGAGUUGGCUGCGGUGAGUCGCGUAAACACGCUCCAGGGACCACGUGAUGCGCCGUCCCCGCGCCCCGCAGCCAGUCUUGUAGAGCGGUUGUGGUCAGCCGGUCAACCAGUACUUUGUACACAGGCUGUCAUGCCCCGCCUCCCUACACCACGUGUCUCGCUGUGUCAAAGUUCAUCUGUAGCCAGUUCCAACGACAACUGUGCUCGUCACAACAUCCGGGUAUGUCACAUGUCGGACUGGCUGAGCGAUGGCAGAAACAAUGUCGGUCAAAGUAGCGACAGCAGCGACUACACGUGUUACAGUGUAUGUGACACUAUGUGACAGUUGAUGCGACUACACACGUGAGUCCGUGUCACCGAGUGCAGGGAGGAGCUGAGCAUCCGUGUAACGACUCUCCCUCACCUGCAGGGAGGAGCUGAAGACAUCCCUGAUGACAGCGGCACAUGACAAGAACCUGGAUGUACGGAUGACGACGACGGUGAAACGUUGGCAGCUGCUGGUGAUGUCGUCGUCGUAGUGGUGGCGAGCGACCUGCAGCCAUGUUUGUUUCCGCCACCCACUCCACUCUGCCCUGCCACCCGACGGACACCUGUCUGCAGAGACGCCCUUCCUUUCCACAGGUGGGGUCUGGAGAAUGGAGUCUCAGUCGUAAGCUUGUCAGCGGACAGCGCCAUCCCACGGCCGCCUCCAUGGCAACGGAGGAGCAAGAUGACGACGAGGACGCGGAGCCUGACGUCACUUCCGCCAGCACGGCCCCGAGCCUGCACGCUGCUCACUGCCGUUGCUCCAGCGACAAGUUCAACCUGCCCGCCGGCGUCGCGACCGACAAGAACCAGAACUCGGGCUCCAGCUUCCUCACCAUCCAGCCGGACGUGUCCGUGUGCACGUGUCAGUUGUCUGGGGUCUCGCUUGGCGGGCUGACGGCUCCAGAUGGCUCCCGAACCUCUUUGGCGUCUGCUGUUGCCAAUAGCAACCGGAAGCUGCGUCGACACCGCGCGCGCAAGGCCACGGUGAUCUUUAACGUGGGCGGCCAGGUCUUCGAGACCUACCGCUCCACCCUCAAGCGCUUCAAGAACUCUUUCUUCGCGGACGACGACAAGAUGCGCGCCUACUUCCGCCCGGCUCACGGGGACUACUUCUUCGACCGUGACCCCACGGCUUUUGGGGCGGUGCUGAACUAUUUGCGCACGGGGGAGCUGCACGUGCCCACCACGAUGUGCGGCCCCGCCCUGCAGAACGAGCUGGAGUUCUGGGGCGUGGACGAGCUGGACAUCGAGCGAUGCUGCUGGACGCAGUACAACACGUGGAAGACUCAGAGCCGCUCGCUGGAGAAGCUGGAGUACGACCGCAAGUUCUCCACCACCCAGAACCUACAAGCCCUCAAGGGCAAGAACUCGGGGUGCUGGGGGAGCACGCGGGCUGCCGCCUGGAAAUUCCUACAAGACCCAGGAUCCUCCAGAGCGGCAAAGGCAUACGCUUGGGUGUCCAUCGUCUUUGUGUUCAUCUCCAUCUUCUCCUUCUGCGCCGAGACGCAUCCUUUCUUCAGGGUCCGCCUGGAGGACGUGCAGCAGUUCUCUUCUCUUUACCGCUUCUUCAAUCUGGAGGCGCUGCAGUCGGUCCUCAAGAGCCAUCGGCAGCUGGGCCGCAACAGCACGCGACCUUCACCUUACAACGGCACCGCAGGCUCUGGGGAGGAUGCCGGGAAGGAGACAGCGGAGGACAAUGACCUGCCUCACCCCAGCCUGCUCAUCAUGGACCUGUGCUGCCUCAUCUUCUUCACCAUCGAGUACCUCACGCGCUUCGUGUGCUCGCCCAGCAAGGUCAACUUCCUCAGGUCCUUCCAGAACAUCAUCGACUUCGUGGCCAUCUCGCCAGACUACGUGGAGCUGCUCUUCCUCAUCAUCGACCCCAUGCGGCGCGAAGGCAACAUCGUCAUGGACCUCAUGUUCAUUUUGCGCAUGCUCCGCCUGUGUCGGAUCUUCCGGCUGAUCCGGCACGUGCCGGGACUGUGGAUCUUGCUGUACACGCUCAAGGCGUCCUUCAACGAGCUCAUGCUGAUGUGCGUCUUCCUGCUCAUCGGCAUGGUCGUCUUCGCCACCCUCAUGCACUUCGUCGAGAGCCAGAACGGCUUCCGCAACAUCCCCGUAGGAUUUUGGUGGAGUGUGGUUACCAUGACGACGGUAGGCUACGGGGACAUCGUGCCGCAAACGGCGGGCGGCUACGUCAUCGGCUCGUGCUGCGCUGUGGCGGGGCUGCUGAUGAUCGCCUUCACGGUUCCCAUAAUAGUCAGCAACUUCGUGCUGUACUACACGCACGUGCAGUAUGGUCUGGCUCGCCGAGACCGCGAGAUCGAGAGGCUGACGGAGGAACAGGGGGGCGGGGGUGACGAGGAGAGCGGUCAGGGUACGGAGAGCGGUCAGGGCAGCAGGACUGACCUGUCUGACGUCAGAGGGGUGCUCCCUCACCCCCGCCCCGCCGUCGACUCGGCGGCCAUCGCCUUAGGACAGCACGUGGCGCUGACGUCACACGCCGCGACAGAUGACGAGGUUGGGGAAGGGGGAAAAUGUAGGUUUGAGCUCUCCAGCGACUUGGUCAGCUUGUAGUAGAUGACAUCGCCAUGACAACGCGGAAAUACAAACACCACAACGGCAGACUAAGUAGCGAGCCUGUCAGAGCGUGUGUCCGUCGUGGUGUGUAAUAUCGUGUGAGUGUGUUUGUGUGUGUGUGUGUGAGAUAGAGAGAGACAUGUUAUCCGACUGGUGUACUUGUGUGUAGUACACUUGUGUGUGUGAGUGCGUUUGUGUGUGUGUGUGAGUGAGUGAGUGUAAGUGAGUGAGUGUGACUGAGUGUGUGAGUGUGAGUGAGUGUGACGUAGUGUGGUCCUCACAAGUGACAACGAACAUCAAGUGCCCACAAGCUGUUAGACUGGAUUUUCCUUGUGUCACGUCUACCACUCCCUGACACCCUGACACCCUGUUUACUUUGCCUUCUUUAUGUGAAGCACGUCACAUAGCCCUUGACGUGUGUGGAGUACGUCACACACAACUUGUCACAAACUCAAUGAACUACGUGGCUCCGUUGUGUACCUGUAGUAUCCAGUAAGGAAGCCAAAGGUCAAAGGUACCCUGACGUAAUGCUGUUGGUGACAUGCAAACGUCGGUGAGAUUUGUCUCCUCAGCUGACGACCCUGACCCCCGACCCUGACCCUGACCCUGACCCUGCCUAUAAGUGACAUGAGAACUGAGAACUGCAAAAUGCAACAUUGGACAACAUCAACAACGACUGUUGUGGUAAUGCCACGAGUUUGUGACGUCCUUCAAUGUGUGACAGGUGUUACAGUGUAGCCACCCGACUUGUCGACACCACAGACUGCGUGGCGGCCAUUACUGUUGGAAUGCAACCAAGAUGGCUGUGCAUGUGGCAGACGACUGUAGAAUAGUUGUGAGCACUAGACAUGCGCAGUUCUUGUCAUUGCUUCUCUCCGGAACAAUUUCUUCUGCACGUCUUCCUUGUCCACCAGAAGUAGUAGCGGAGGUUGUAGCCCCCGGGCUUUGCACACUGCACUUUGGAUGCGAGUAGCGGCCGUUUAUAUUGAUGACGUCAUUACUGCUGUUCCUGAUUGUCAUUAUCAUCAACUGUCUGUUGUGAGCUCUUGUCUAGCAGCUGAUGGCCGUCUGCACACUGCACUCAGACGAACUGUUUGCAGCAAACUUAGGACGUGACAUUUGACCUCGUGUACAGGUCUCCGUCUCAUUGACUCCGUGAGACAGCGGCUUGCAGGUGACGUCAUUGCUACCUGGUACGUGUCGGUCAGCAGUCCAUGCAUCCAUCAGUACGCGUGUACAUAUCUAUACAUACACAUACACAUAUACAUAUACACACACAUACACAUACACCUACACACACACACAUACACACACAUAGACACACACCUACAGGUCCACAGGUAGAAAGUCAACGGCGCGAAGUGUGUUUUGCCAACUUUGCACAAUUUCUGCGAUUUUCUGACAUUUCUGAUGGCGACAUCUUUAAAUGCGUAAACAGCUCCUGACGUCAGACAGCUCUUGAAUUGUACAGCUCCUGACGUCAUUAGAAUGAGACUACUGACAGUGGUGACGUCAUCAGUGAGUUUGACGACACAGCUGACAGAGUGGUGACGUCAUCAGUGAGUUUGACGACACAGCUGACAGAGUGGUGACGUUUAGCUGUAGCUGCAGUCGUGAGCUGCAAAGGUUGACGCUCGUGUGACGCUCACUGUGGUUGACUCGCCUCACCUCCCUGUGACGUCUGCUGCUGACAAGAAAUCUCUUCAAAGGCCAAAGGUCAGACUCACUUAUUGCAGAUGAAAGGCGGUGGUCCGUGAAAGGGAGGGAAACAAGAUGUGACGUGCGGGGCCAGGGAGAGUCAGGGCCUGGGUGUCACAGCAGCUUGAUGACCGCAUCAUUGCAAUACUUGCGGUUAUCUCCCCUCGUCUCGCACGCUCAGUGCCUGUUGCUAGGGGAGAGCAUCCUGUUCGUGUUCACAGCCGCAGACGCUGGCGUCUUCAUUCAAACUUCCAGUGCAUUCCAACGAAAACAAACAACAACAACAUGGCGUGUUUGCAGGGAGCCACGUGGUUCAUGUCCACGGCUCGCGUCUUUCAUUUCUUGCUGCCGGCAACUCGUCACGUUUCUUCUCUCGUCUUUUCUUCCCUUCACAGCUCGCCAAACCUUCCUUCCUGCUGUUUGUCCAGCAUUGAUUGCAGAUAUUUUCUUUCGCUUUACUCGUGUCUCUGACAGUUUCAUGUUUACACGUAGUUGUGCUACCUGCGCAUGCGCAGUCAGUGUGUGACAUCCAUCAUCACACAAAGUUCAACGGUUCUCCGUUGUGUGCGGUCGUCCAUCUUGAAUUAAUGCCGCUUCCAAUCAAAACUACUUCCUUGUGCCCUGGGCUCCAACGUGAUUGGCUGUAGAUACUUAUCUUUCUACAGGCAGGAUGAAAAAGUGCUUGAAAACCUCACAUCACCUGAAGCAUUCUACUCGCCACCUGGUACGUCACCGUUAGCCGCGGGCUGUCUGGGUCUGUGGGCAUGCGUGACUACGUCAGGGAGAUCAGGGUAGCGUGACUACGGCAGGGAGAUCAGGGUAGCGUGACUAAGGUAGCGUGACUAAGGUAGCGAGAUGAAGGUAGCGUGACUAAGGUAAGGAGAUCAAGGUAGCGUGACUAAGGUAGCGUGACUAAGGUAGCGAGAUGAAGGUAGCGUGACUAAGGUAAGGAAAUCAUGACAGCGUGACCAAGGAACUGAAUGAAUAACGAAUGUUUCUGAGAAGUUGUAAGUAACGUUCGGGGACAACAAGCCUGUGGAGUAGUGUGAGUCACGCUCACCUUCACGUUCUGUCACCUGUACAGUGAGGUUCAUGACCUCAGAGAGAGGACGCUGUCAGAAUAAUGUUACGCACCGUCAAUUCCAUUUCUUGUUAAAAUUUCUUCAAAAAACUUUCCAUUUUGUAUUUGUAAUCGCCAGUCAUUCCACUCCUCGUCUACUAGUGGCGCUGCCCCUCCCGUCCUCGUCUGUCCUGUGAGUUUAUCUCUUGCACACACCGCAGUGUCCCAUCAUGCACGUGGCCCGCAGGUGACAUCGUCUGCUGCAAGUGUGCGUAGUCACAACACGUCACGUGGUCUGUAACCCGGACAUGCACGUGGUGUUUACAGAGUAGCAUCCUGACCUGGCUACACUUUACUGACCUCUGACUGUUUGACCUCAGCGUGACUGUGUAACACCAGCAACAUCCUGGCAUGCGCAUUGACAUUCUCCAGAAUAUUCGCUCUACUUCCUGGGUCAGUCUGAAGAUUCUUCAACGUGCGUAAUAAAGUGAGUUUUACAAUAAAUGUAGACAAAGCGUGACACUAGGUGUAGUCUGUAGUAGUAGUAAUACCUGUAGACGACACUAGGUGUAGUCUGUAGUAGUAGUAAUACCUGUAGACGACACUAGGUGUAGUCUGUAGUACUAACAAUACCUGUAGACGACACUAGGUGUAGUCUGUAGUAGUAACAAUACCUGUAGACGACACUAGGUGUAGUCUGUAGUAGUAGUAGUAGUAAUACCUGUAGACGACACUAGUUGUAGUCUGUAGUAGUAACAAUACCUGUAGACGACACUGGGUGUAGUCUGUAGUAGUAGUAGUAGUAAUACCUGUAGACGACACUAGUUGUAGUCUGUAGUAGUAACAAUACCUGUAGACGACACUAGGUGUAGUCUGUAGUAUUAACAACACAUGUAGACAAAGCGUGACACUAGGUGUAGUCUGUAGUAGUAGCAAUACCUGUAGGUGACACUAGGUGUAGUCUGUAGUAGUAACACCUGUAGAUGACACUAGGUGUAGUCUGUAGUAGUAGUAACACUUGUAGGUGACACCAGGUGUAGCAUGACGACAUCGUCAAACAACCAAAGCUCAAGAGGAAGACCCAGCAAGGAGAUGUCACAGACCGCGCCUGUUAGUCUGAGUAGCGUUGCCCUUGGUGACGACCACCACCAGAAAGCAACCGGAAAUGACGUAGGCUUAAGUAGCCAAUCGGCUCGCUCAGCGCCGCUUGUUACACACCAGUCAGCUGUCUCCUGACAUCCAACAUGCUGACGUCCUGUGCGUGGCUUUAUUCCAGAGUUUAUUUACGCUUGCGGUAUAAACAUACUUCACCUCAUUUUUAAAUUAUUUACAAAAUAUCCUGAGGGUGUUACCUUGGUGACACAUCAAAGGCUUUCACCACUUACCUGUCUUUUCUAUGAAAUCACAACAGCACAACGCGUGUUUACAUUUCCUCUUCUAGCACCUGUCUACAACAGCUGAUUGACACUUACCUUCCUACUACCACUGUCCUGUAAACCUGUGUAGACAACUGACUGUGACUGUCUGUCCUGUAAACCUGUGUAAACAACUGACUGUGACUAGACUGUCCUGUAAACCUGUGUAGACCACUGACUGUGACUGUCUGUCCUGUAAACCUGUGUAGACCACUGACUGUGACUGUCUGUCCUGUAAACCUGUUAGACCACUGACUAGACUGUCUGUCCUGUAAACCUGUGUAAACAACUGACUGUGACUAGACUGUCCUGUAAACCUGUGUAGACCACUGACUGUGACUGUCUGUCCUGUAAACCUGUGUAGACCACUGACUGUGACUGUCUGUCCUGUAAACCUGUUAGACAACUGACUAGACUGUCUGUCCUGUAAACCUGUUAGACCACUGACUAGACUGUCUGUCCUGUAAACCUGUUAGACCACUGACUAGACUGUCUGUCCUGUAAACCUGUUAGACCACUGACUAGACUGUCUGUCCUGUAAACCUGUUAGACCACUGACUAGACUGUCUGUCCUGUAAACCUGUUAGACCACUGACUAGACUGUCUGUCCUGUAAACCUGUUAGACCACUGACUAGACUGUCUGUCCUGUAAACCUGUUAGACCACUGACUAGACUGUCUGUCCUGUAAACCUGUGUAGACCACUGACUAGACUGUCUGUCCUGUAAACCUGUGUAGACAACUGACUGUGACUGUCUGUCAUGUAAACCUGUGUAGACCACUGACUACUACUGUCCUGUAAACCUGUGUAGACAACUGACUGUGACUGUCUGUCCUGUAAACCUGUGUAGACCACUGACUACUACUGUCCUGUAGACCUGUUUAGACAAUUGACCAGACUGUCAUGGCUAGACUGUCCUGUAAACCUGUAAACUGACUAGACUGUCCUGUAAACCUGCUUAGACCACUGACUAGACUGUCAUGACUAGACUGUCCUGUAAAGCUGUGUAGACAACUGACUGUGACUGUCUGUCCUGUAAAGCUGUGGAGACAACUGACUGUGACUAGACUGUCCUGUAAAGCUGUGUAGACCACUGACUACAGGUCACUAGACUGUCCUGUAAAGCUGUGUAGACCACUGACUGUGACUGUCUGUCCUGUAAAGCUGUGUAGACCACUGACUAGACUGUCAUGACUAGACUGUCCUGUAAAGCUGCUUAGACCACUGACUAGACUGUCAUGACUAGACUGUCCUGUAAAGCUGUGUAGACCACUGACUAGAGGUCACUAGACUGUCCUGUAAGAGCGGAAUGUUUAUUUACCCGGAUGUGAAUGUAGCCGCCUACUAGGAGAGCCUGUGUUGAUGACCGUAGGUCGCCAUGACGUCCUGUAGGAGACAAACGACAAAGGUGAAGACAAACCUCUAUGCAUCUUCUGUGAUAUCAGUAAUAAAGGUUAUCUCAAACAUG
Pomacea canaliculata is the source of this 13118-nucleotide messenger RNA. Its product is annotated as potassium voltage-gated channel protein Shaw-like. Gene Ontology annotation, biological process: potassium ion transmembrane transport; protein homooligomerization. The coding region runs from base 5411 to 7474 and encodes 687 amino acids. The record is from RefSeq and is a predicted model, not a curated record. Gene Ontology annotation, molecular function: protein binding; voltage-gated potassium channel activity. The transcript is spliced from 4 exons. Gene Ontology annotation, cellular component: voltage-gated potassium channel complex; membrane. NCBI's taxonomy places the organism in Eukaryota, Metazoa, Mollusca, Gastropoda, Architaenioglossa, Ampullariidae.